CGGAGUCAUUGUACGUUCUCUACCAGCGAGACUGUCCUAGCUAAAAAGUCACCGUCACAGUUGCGGUUCUGCUAUUAUCAUACAACAACACUCGAAAACGACGCUAAUCUAAAUGUGGACUUUCGCGACUAUUUAUCGAUUUGUGCUACUCUAUUCGCUAUGCAUCUACCAAUGCCACUGUUUGCCCGCUGACUUCGAGAACAUCACGGAUCCGGCGGGACUCGAGAAUCAAGUAUGGCGAGCACGUUUUCGGGACUCAGAUCCGCCUCAAUUUCCGGGAAACGUUUCCCAUCCAUAUUUCCGAAGCAAACGAGUCAUCAAUAUGGACUCCGGAACUGUAACUAAACAGAAAACUUAUCAAGCUUGCAUCGCACCUGGCAAUCGAAGUGGUCACUGUAAACACUUCAGCGGAUGUGCCCUUGAGGAGUUCCGCUCGAACUUUGAACGAUAUGUGAAUUAUAUGUGCAUAAUCGAGCAAACGUAUAUCGGUGUGUGUUGUCCGGACGGCGUUAUGACAGUUCGAGCGGAGAAGAGCUUCGACGAUGAUUUAGCCAGCGUGUUGCCGGCAAUAGCAAAUAUCGACGAUCCAGAGUGGGACGAAACCGAGAGCGAGAAAGAGACCGAGAAUGGACCACCUGUCGAUGACAAAGUAUUGAGCAGCGACGAGAAUUCGCGGCAAGACACUACUUCGACUAGCACGGAGGAUAUAAGAAAACCGCGGAGACCCAGAGGAUGCGGCAUGACCACAAAGAUGAAGACCAGAAUCGUGGGUGGUCAACCGGCUGACCCGAAAGAAUGGCCUUGGAUGGCCGCUCUUCUCAGGCAAGGCGCGAUUCAGUACUGCGGGGGUGUACUGAUCACAGAUAGACACGUACUCACCGCGGCGCAUUGCGUUUACAAGUUCAAGCCGCGUGACAUCACAGUGAGGCUCGGCGAGUACGAUUUCACCAGGCUUGACGAGACUCGAACGUUGGACUUCAUGGUGUCGGAGAUACGAGUACACCGGGAUUUUGUGUAUACUACUUACGAGAACGACAUCGCCAUCAUUAAGAUCCACCGGCCUACCACGUUCAACAGCUACAUCUGGCCCAUCUGCCUUCCGCCAAUUGAGCAAACGUUCGAGAACAAGAACGCCAUCGCUACUGGCUGGGGCACGCAGUACUACGGAGGACCCGCCAGCAACGUGCUGAUGGAAGUCGCAGUGCCGGUGUGGCCUCAGGAAAGAUGCGUUCGCAGCUUCACUCAGCACAUCACGAAUACCACGAUGUGCGCGGGCGCUUACGAGGGAGGUCGCGACGCCUGUCAGGGUGACUCGGGCGGGCCGUUGCUGCACCAGCUCGGUAACGGCAGGUGGGUCAACAUCGGGAUAGUGUCCUGGGGAAUUCGCUGCGGUGAGCCUGGAUAUCCUGGAAUAUACACUCGAGUGAACUCUUACCUCGACUGGAUAUUUGCGAACGCUGUGUUCUGAGCGUCGCUUUUGACCUCUCACCGUUGCUCUCUAGAGUGCCAAAGAUUUUUCUACUUGUACACGUACGAUUUCUUCGUCCCAGCAUGCGACUCGGCCGAGGAUACAAUAAUCAAAUAAAUUAGAGAGUAACUAGGACUCCAAGAAGCCAACAGACACGUGACGUUAGAUUGAUGCAAACGAUUUGUCAUUCUUCUAUUGGAUUCUCGCAGAAAGUUUGAAUAUUAAAGAAGGAAAGUAGGAAGCCCUCGUUAUACGUCUGAAGAAGUCAAUGUUAUCCGUUUUAUUCGUGAAAAUUAUUGCAUAAUUUCGCGUUCCAUCUUAUUUUUCACGACAUAUCUUUCUGCACCAAUCUAAUGAGACCUCUUCCCUCUUGGUCGCGCGACGGAGAGCGCCGUUAUUCGUCUGCGACGAUGUUGAAAACGACUAAACUUUAUUUGUUCCUUUUUCUUCGGAAUAUAUAUGUAUAUGUAUUGAUUGGUACAUCAUUAAAAGAGAGAUUGACACAGA
Messenger RNA from Odontomachus brunneus, 1975 nucleotides. RefSeq names its product proclotting enzyme-like. Gene Ontology annotation, biological process: proteolysis. Lineage: Eukaryota; Metazoa; Arthropoda; Insecta; Hymenoptera; Formicidae. The record is from RefSeq and is a predicted model, not a curated record. Gene Ontology annotation, molecular function: serine-type endopeptidase activity. The coding region runs from base 113 to 1468 and encodes 451 amino acids. The transcript has 8 exons.